AUUGUCAUCAUAGUCAACGACCCAUUUGUGAUGAAGGCAUGGGCAAAAACAUACCCUGAGAACAAGCAUGUCAAGUUCCUAGCUGAUGGCUCUGCAACCUACACGCAUGCUCUUGGCCUGGAGCUUGACCUCAAAGAGAGAGGCCUUGGCACUCGUUCAAGGAGGUUUGCUCUUCUGAUUGACGACCUCAAGGUGGUAGCUGCAAAUGUUGAAUCUGGGGGAGAAUUCACCGUGUCCAGUGCUGAUGAUAUGCUUGCGGUUCUCUAGAAAAGAAAA
This is a messenger RNA of Carica papaya (papaya), 276 nucleotides long. NCBI's taxonomy places the organism in Eukaryota, Viridiplantae, Streptophyta, Magnoliopsida, Brassicales, Caricaceae. The record is from RefSeq and is a predicted model, not a curated record.